GCUGAUGGUGCUAUGAGCUUCUGUCUUUAGUCCGCCUCUGCUAAUGUCGCUCAGCUUCACGAGGGGGGACGAACCGAAGCGCUGCCGGUCAGCGGUGUUUCAGAGUGUCUUCCUUUUAGCGACAAGGUCAGGAUUACAUGACAGAAGAAACGUCCACUCUCAGACUGCAGCUUCCGUUAACGUCACACUUUAACGCGAGGGAUGCCAUUGCAAUGGAAGUAGCAGCAACAGACAUAAUUAAUCAACCUCGGUACAUUAUUGCCAUUGUGAACCGUUCUGGGUUACACAACUUCCCUCGUUGGUAACAUUACACUACCCGAGCGCUUGAUAAAAACUGGCCAGUGAAAGAUGGCUCGGUGAACAUGAACAGUUCGGUGUAAGAUGGUGACGCCAGCUGCUGAAUUGUGAGAAACCCUCUCUCGCUCUCUCCUUUCUUCUCGGUGGCCACCGUCUUGUCUCUCAGACCCAAUGGCCAGCCGCCUUUUGGGCAGACAUGCCCGUCUACUCUGCAGGGCCUCCUCCUCCAAGACGCCGGCUGCUGCUGCUGCCCGCCUGCCUCCGCCUGUGGCCGGGCCUGCAGAGAUGAAGAGGGCUCAGGGCUGGCCACGGGUUACAGAAAGGUUCAUGUGCGAGGGAAGGACAAUUGACAAGGAAGACCACUAUCCGGGCACGCCUACGCGGACCCAGCUGGAUGAGUUGUUGGAAAAGGCAGUAGUGCCAGAGGACAUCCUGUUGGCCUGGGCAGAGCAUGGACAGAAUGGUAAUCAAGCUGCUAAUUCCCUGAUGAAGUGGACUCUGUUGGUGCUGAAGACCAAGGGCAAGUUUAAGGAACAAAAAGCAGAACGGAUGAGCGAUUCAAGGCUACUGGAUAUGAUGGAUACAGUAUCUCGGCAGGUGUCUGCAGUGUGGAAUGGCAAUCUGGUGUCUGUCUUGCGAGCUUUCUGGAUGAUGGGUGUGCCCUCCACUAAUUCAGCACUCAAUUCUGUCCAGACUGAGGUCCUGUGGCGUGUCCGCCGGCUGACCUACAAGCAGUUGGGCUACCUGGCAGAUUGGGGAGCAGGCAGGAAAGGACAGCAGGAUGUGGCUAUCGUGAAUGCUGCAUUAAAACAGCUGGAACUGCGUUGGACUGAAAUUGCCGAUGCUAAAACUGUCAGUGCGUUGAUAUCCAAUGGACAACGCAUGUCGCCCACCUUGAUAGACCGUCUCGAAGACAAGGCUUUGGAGCUCGCAGAGGGCUUCUCAGCAGAGGAGAUCCGCAAAGUCUGCACUUCUCUGGCAGCUCAGAGCCGCAGAUCUGUGCCGCUGCUCAGAGCUUUGUCCUACCACCUUCUCCAGAAGUCCUCGUCAGAGUUCACCACUCCGCUCAUACUGGACAUGGCUUUUGCAUACGGGAAGUUGAAUUUCCACCAUUCUCAGGUAUUUCAGCGAAUGGCCUCCGAGUUGUUACCCAGAGUGACUGAGCUCGGCUCUGCCGAUGUCACACGCUGUGCUAAAUCCCUGGGCUUCCUCAAAUGGCUCCACGUCCCUCUCUUUGAGGCCUUUGCUGAGCACUUCACUGCAAACGGUAAGCAGUACAGCACCCUCCAGCUUUGUAAUCUGCUCAUGACUUUUGCCAGACUGAACUUCCAGCCCAGCAAAGGAGAAGAGUUAUUUAGCAAGGUUCACUCUGUGCUGGAGGGCUCUCUCUCUGGCCUGGAGCCCUACUUGCAGACAGAUGUGGUUUGGGCUUUGUGUGUGCUGCAGCAGGCCAAGCCCCAGUACCUCCUCCCGCUCACACAACAGAAUCACGUUACCAAACUGUCGGAGGGCAGUCCAGCUCGAGUGGAGAAUUAUCAGCUGAAGCUCCUCCACAUUGCUGCUACUCUCCACUUGGAGCACCCGGGUUCCUCAGAUACUCCAUCCUCCCUGAAGGCCCUGUCUGUACCGGUCAAGAGCUCCCCCCUCUCCCCCCUGCAGAGCAGUCUGAGAGGGGGUUUACAGAGUUUGGUGGGUGCGAGGACAGAGGCCCUUCGCACUGGGGUUGACACAGUUUAUGGAUGGACUAUUGAUGGUGAGCUGGUGGUUGAUUGUGACAACAAACCAGUUGAUAUGUUGAUGCUGAGUGCCUCUCACCUUCCCAGUGGAGGAGGAGACCAGGCUUUACCUGUAGGGGCACAUCGGCUUGCUUUCUUGGCUUUGGAAUUUCCAAACUUUGGCUCAAAGAGUAAAGACCUUCUGGGACGGUUCGCCAUGAUGAAGCGACAUCUCCAGUUGGCUGGUUUCAUCACAGUGGAGGUGCCGUAUUAUGAGUGGCUGGAGCUGAAGACAGAUUGGCAGAAGUUGGCGUACCUGAAGGAUAAAAUGGGGAAGGCCGUGGCCGGGGACAUGGCCAAGUGAAGCCAUCGGUCCUGCAGACGCAGCCAAAUCUGAGCUUUCCCAAUCUAAUGGGACCACCGGGAAUACACACACACACACACACACACCCACGUUUCUGCAGCAUUGCAGAAAAGCUCUCUCAUACUUUUGUCAGGAAAAAAAAAACAAAACAUAUUUUCACUCUGGUUCCCUUGGCAACAUGUGGGGCUUUCCCUGUUUCCAUGGUGAUGGCGAGCAAGGCUUUUUGGAGCCAGAGAAGAGACAGAAAUAAACUCAAAAGACAGUCCUUCUGUACAAAUGAUGUGAUCUAAGACCGAGUCUUUGCUUCUGCGAGUGACCUGUCAAAACGGAAGCACCCAGGUCGUUUGUAUAACUUUGGCCAAAACGGGUUGGGCUUAAUAUCAUCAUGUGAAUAGAUCGGAAUAAUUUAUGUGUGUCAUCUUUUAUGGAAUAAAUUGUUUUAUUGCCAUUUUUACUUGUUUUGUCUGACAAUUCUUGCAUGUACAGUCGGGGCCCUGUUGCAGUAUUGUGUGUGGUAUUCAGAUAGGAUAUGCAUAAUUUCACAUGUGGCAGCUAGUGGCACACCUCUCUGGCGUACUGGUGCGUGUGAUCAGUAUUAUUAGCAAACAUUUGUCGAAUCGGCAUAGAGCAGGGUUGAUGAGCAUUUUCACAGCUUUGCUAACAUAAAUGACAGCUAGAUUGUUAUUUUGUUCACCCACUGCAUAGAUUAAUACAUUGUAAUAUAAGUAUAGCGAGUUUGCAUAGUAGAUACAUUGGUACGUGUUUCAUAUCUUUGAGUCCUGUGUUGAAUUUUGAUUGAAUCAGAAUCAGAACUGUUUAUUUGCGAGAGUAUGUUGCACAUA
Anarrhichthys ocellatus (wolf-eel) is the source of this 3218-nucleotide messenger RNA. It is a transcript of the gene fastkd4, whose product is annotated as transforming growth factor beta regulator 4. The record is from RefSeq and is a predicted model, not a curated record. NCBI's taxonomy places the organism in Eukaryota, Metazoa, Chordata, Actinopteri, Perciformes, Anarhichadidae. Gene Ontology annotation, cellular component: mitochondrial matrix; ribonucleoprotein granule. Gene Ontology annotation, molecular function: RNA binding. The transcript is spliced from 11 exons. The coding region runs from base 469 to 2376 and encodes 635 amino acids. Gene Ontology annotation, biological process: mitochondrial RNA processing; regulation of mitochondrial mRNA stability.